Messenger RNA from Mycosarcoma maydis (corn smut), 5298 nucleotides. RefSeq lists its product as uncharacterized. The transcript has a single exon. The record is from RefSeq and is a predicted model, not a curated record. Lineage: Eukaryota; Fungi; Basidiomycota; Ustilaginomycetes; Ustilaginales. Gene Ontology annotation, biological process: fatty acid biosynthetic process. Gene Ontology annotation, molecular function: 3-oxoacyl-[acyl-carrier-protein] synthase activity. The coding region runs from base 1 to 5298 and encodes 1765 amino acids.
AUGUCAAGUCAAAGUUUUGCUAUCGUCGGUCACUCUUGCCGCUUUCCCGGAGGAGCUGAUUCUCCGUCGGCAUUUUGGAGCCUCUUGAUGGCGGGAGCUCAAGCGAUCGACGAGAUCCCGGAACGGUGCUUUGACAUCAAACAGUUCUACACCGAGUCCCAAGAGCGCGGCCGGGAUUAUCGACGCAUGGGUGUACGCAAUGCAGCCGUGAUAGACGAUGCAGAUACGUUCGAUGCUGCGUUUUUCGGCAUGAGCAAGCGUGAAGCUCGCGUAAUGGACCCCCAGCAACGCAAGCUACUAGAAGUGGCGCAUGAAGCUGUUGAAGCUUCGGGCUACUGCAACACGUCUCAUCUAGUCAGCAAUGCGCCAGAGACUUUUGGUGUAUAUGUGGCUGCAGCUACCGACGAUUACAUUGCCAAUCUCGAGUGUCAAGAGGUUGACGUCUUCUAUUCGCCUGCCACGUUGCGCGCCUUUAUGGCUGGUCGGAUUUCGCACCAUUUCGGCUGGUCGGGUCCCAGCAUCGUGGUGGAUACUGCGUGCUCUUCGUCGCUCGUAGCUCUUCACAUGGCUUGUCGCGCUAUUCAGACGGGCGACUGUCGAGCUGCUCUGGUGGCCGGAGUCAACAUUAUUUCAAGUCCGCUCACCAUGCUGGGACUUUGGAGGGGCCACUUUCUCAGCCCAGACGGAAAGUGCAAGACCUACGAUGCAUCAGCAGAUGGCUACGGUAGGGCGGAAGGCGUUGCCGCUUUCGUUGUCAAGAAGCUCCAAGACGCUGUCCAUGAUCAAGACUGCAUCGAGGCAGUCAUUUGUGGAACAGCUCUCAACCAAUCUGGACUUGCCGUAUCUAUCACACAUCCGCACGUUGAAACCCAGCACGCACUCUUUAAAAAGCUCCACCAGGAUACGCGCAUCUCCCCGGAUCAGGUCGGCUACGUCGAGAUGCACGGAACAGGAACCAAAGCUGGCGAUCGUUGCGAGAUGGCCAGUGUGACCAGCUUAUACGGUUCUACGAGCAACCAGCCAGCUGCCUCGGGCGUCACUGCGGGACGUCGCGUGCCGUUGAUGGUCGGCAGUGUCAAGGCAAACGUCGGUCACGCUGAAGCGGCAGCGGGCUUUGCUGGACUUUGCAAGCUUCUGGGUAUGCUCAAGCACUUUCAGAUUCCUCCCCAGGUUAGUCUCAAGACUUUGAACCCGGAACUGCGAGCACUGGUCGAAACUCACAAGGUGCAAAUCCCUACAAGUGCGACCGAAUGGCCUCGACCUCCAAACGGAGCCCCACGAGUCGCGCUACUCAACUCUUUUGGAGCUGCUGGCUCCAAUGCUAGCGCAAUCCUGAUGGAGCACGUUACUGUCCCGCCUUCGUCUUCGACUCUUAGAGCCAGAGAAAAUGCGCAUGCAGAUUCGCUGUUCUGCCUGUCUGCCCGCACGUCCCAUGGUAUGCACAAGCUGAUUUGCGACUAUCUUGUCUGGAUCCGUGCCUCUAGAAAUGCUUGCAACGAUGAACUGGGAUCCAGGCUAUGCUACUCGACUUGCGCGAGGCGCAUUCACCACCCGCACUACCGAUUGGCUUUCUCGGUUCCCGGCGCCAAUUUGGACAUGAUCGAAGGCAAGCUUGCUUCAGCCUUGGAUCGGUUCGAUGCGGGCGAAAAGCUCGAGCGAAUCGGUAAAGCGUCAGCACCCGUGGUCGGUCUCCUCUCCACACACCUGGACAUUUCCAGCUUUGCCCGCCAGAGGCUUUGGUCAGAUAAGCUCUUCAAACGAUUUUGGGAUGAAACGGUUCAGGCUCUUCCCACUAGCCAGACUCAGUACAUCUCUGAUCUGCUCUGCUCGUCCUCAAGGCGUGAGAAGAAAGCUCUCUCACUCGUAAGAAAUAUCGCCACGCUCAAGACUUGGAGCGCAUGGAGUGUUGACAACCUGCGCAUCGCAGCCCCCACACAUGAGAGCCAACUCGCAUGGAAAGUGUACACAGGUGCUAUCCCAUUGCAGGACGCGCUGGAGCAAAGCAUGAACAUCGAGGCUAGCGUCUCCGACCUUGCUCUAGCACCGCUCUACAAGCUGAAAACCGCCGAAAUAGACACCGACUUGCAGAUUUCGAGACCAAAGAGUAUCGUCAUUCUCACAGACAACAAAGUCGGUCUGAUCGCAAAGCUCGACACGCAAGAAGCACUUGACCAGGCUUUCGACCAACUAGAAUCAAUGUCCAUGUGGGAAAUUCUGGCAGCGCUGUAUACUUACGGAGCCCAAAUCGAUUUCGAACAGCUCCUAGCUAUCGCAGGUCAGCAAGUCUCACCUCUAUCCGAUUUGCCGCUCCAUUCGUUUGCAAAGGACCGCUACUGGGUGUCCUACCAGGCCAAGGUGGCACAGGCUGCAUUACAGAAGCAGCAAAUCCAGACGAAUGGUGCUUCCGCCGAGACGUUGGUCGCAGCAGCAGCAAGUGCCCACGGUCAAGCUAGCCCAUCUACGGAAACCGCAAAAAAGCGCUAUCAAGUCGAGGCUUGUCAGAUACACUCUGUGCGCGAACAAGGUAUUUCAGCUUAUGUCUUGCCUGUCCGUGAAGUCAAGGACGAGAUACUGGGUCACAAGGUCGCAGGAGUUGGGAUGUGCCCGGCUUCUGUCUACCACGAGAUGAUGCUGGCAUCCGCCGAGAAGCACCUGAAUGCCUGUAGCGAAACAGCACACUCCAAUCCGAACAUCUUGGAGCUGGCCGACGUCCAUUAUUCGGCGCCUCUCCGGUACGACGAAGCGAAUCCAGGCUCGAUCAUCUGCCAGCUGAAACGAAUCACUGAGCUCGAAAACGAUCGAGGGAUGGUAUACUCAGUGACGAUCUUGUCCUCUUGUUUAUCGUGCAGCGGCAAGAAUCAAGUUACCAGCCACGCGUCGGCGUCUCUUGCUGUGAAACCGAUGGGCGCCGACUCGACAAUCGAUGUCGCGAGAAUCGUAACACCAUCUCCACCGGUGCUUUCCACUGCACAGAAGGAUCUAUACGCUACAUUUGCUGACAGAGUGGUAGAUUAUUCCGACUUGUACCAGACAAUUGCAAGUCUUCGGACGACAAAGGAUGCUACGAAUGGCGAAGCAACUCUCACCGAUCAGGCGAAAGAGCGGAUCCACAAGCAGAUGUGGUCUGGAGAGUAUGUUCUCAGUCCGAUCCUGCAAGACACGCUUCUCCACGCAUGCGGCUACAUGGCGCACACAUCACCGCAGUAUCAGAGCAAUGUCGUCUUUAUCGCUCAAAGUGUUGGAAAGGUGCGAUAUCUUGACAUGGCCAGCAAGCAUGACUCGGUCCAGCAGAUCGCAGUAGAGCUACAGUGGGAUGCUAGGACGUCAUCGUUUUUGGCGAGUGCUCAGGCUCUUUCGCUGAACGGCAGAGUCAUCGUCUCGGUCGAUAAGAUCCGUUUCAAGAAGCUCUCCAAGCGGUCUUUCUUUUCAGUGUUGAACGGAUCAACCUGCAUCAGUGCUGCACAUGUCGCUCCCAUGCCUGCAGAGGCGGUGUGCCGAAGCGCAGCGGAACGCAACAGUUCAGACACCAACACUUCAGACACGAUCGCAAGUCCACAUGCGAAGAAGGUAUCUGGCCGGCCUACAAACAUGCUCCCAAAGAUCAUCAGCACAAUUGCACUCGCGACGGGCAUCAACGAGAAUAGCAUAGAUCCCAAAAGCACUCUCGAAGAGCUCGGUGUAGAUUCGCUGCUCUUCAUCGAACUCAUCUCGUACCUCAACAAGAGCGUUGGUAAGCAGUUUGCCGCAAGAUUCGAAGAGAUCGGAAUCGACUCCGGAUUGACCAUUGCAGAUCUCGCCCAACUCGCCAGCUCAGACGAUGGCCUUGGAGCAAAGGAUCGAGACACUGACGUUGUGCAAAGCGCAUCACCGACACCGCUGGUCGAGGCAUUUGACAGCAGCUCAGCGGCAGCUAUGGAGUAUCCUGGCAUUCCUCAGAAGGAAGUUGUUACUCAAAAUAGCAAAGCUGCAGAAGUUCAAGCUGCCGAAGUUUUGGCCAGGAUCCUUGGCACGUCAACAGCUGGGCUGGCCGAUCAGCACGGCGCAACCCUCGAAGAACUAGGAUUGGACUCUCUUGGCAUUCUUGAGCUCGUACAGGCCCUUCGUACAGAAUUUGGGACAGCACAGCUCGACGUUGACUUAAUUUCGAACGACGUCACUUUCCAGGAGUACUUGAGCGCUGUUUGCCCGCCAAAGCCAGAGAAAGCAGCUCAAGAGUCGAUAAGAGACGCUGAUAUUUCAGUGAAGGCCACUGCGCACGCUCAGACCAGCACGCUGCGCCCUGUAGUCGAAGGCGGGAAGAAGGCGAUCACACUCGACCAGAACCACAAGCCUACUGUGCCGAUCUCGACCGCAGCAGACAGCUGGCACAGCAUCUCGAGCACCGACGCACAGUUCCUGCGCAAAGCGCUUCGCAUGGAGCAGAAUCCGGUACGUAUCCGUGUUGGCAACAGUUCAGGAGCAGCACCGCUGUUCCUCUGCGCCGAUGGCUCCGGGAUCGCAACUACAACAUGCUCACUUCCUGCGGAUCAGACUCGGGACAUCUGGAUCCUGCACCAUGAGCGCAUGUGGGAUCCGUCGGCUGGCUCCUUGGACAUUGUCGAGCAUGCCUCAAUGCUGGCGGAUAGGAUUGAUUCGGUCUAUCGAGACGGUGGCUUGAUCAUGGGCGGUUGGUCGUUCGGAGGUGUACUGGCAUGGGAAGUUGGCUACCAGCUCAAGGACCGAUCCGGCUCGGAGCGUGUUCUAGGCACCGUGGCCAUCGAUUCGCCAUGUCCUUUGGAUCACACACCCCUGGACGCUACGAUCAUUGCUUCGCUCAUGCCUCAGACGCGCUCCACGCCAAAUGGAGUCGACGAUCGCAGUCACUCGGACAAGGUCGAUCGUCUUUCUGGGCUGACGCGCCAGCUCAUCAAAGCGUCCUUCCUUCGUUCUGGUGCUGCCAUGGUCGGCUAUGCCAAGCGCGCUAAGCUUGACGCGAAUACGGCGCUCGGAUCCGUCCUAGAGUCGAACAAAUCGACCAACGGUACUGCCACCUUGGACUUGUGCCUGCUUCGAAGUCGAGAAUCCUACUGGACUUGCAACCUCAGCGAGAGCGACUUUGAAAGACACGGCUGGCUUCUCAAACGCAACUGCUAUGGUGGCGAGCAGCAGAACUAUGCUACGUUGGGAUGGGAUCACAUCGGACAAUUGACCAUGUGCUGCGAGAUUGCAGGCAACCACUUUACGCCUUUUGCAAAGCGCAAUGUAGCCAGUCUUUCGACCGAGCUGGAGAAGGUGUGUUCUUUCUUGGCCGGGCCAUAG